AUGUGGCGCCGUGUCUCUCGCACGGCGCAACAAGUCGCCCGUCGCCUGGCGACGGAGGCGGAGGCGCCGGCAAACGAGUUGGAGGUCCCGGCCAACGCUGUGGGGCGCUACAGCCCCGGGGAUCGCGUCAUCAAGCUUUCGGUGAGCGGCACCAAGUUCCUGACGCUGCGGUCCACGGCGGCGCACAGCCCAGUGCUGGAUGCCAUCGUGGAGCAGGCGGAGAACAACCAGGACUUGUACAAUGACGGUGCCAUCUUCAUUGACCGGGAUCCCAAGCACUUCCCAGUGAUCCUGAACCACCUGAGGAGCCGCGCGGAAGGCAAAGAGAUCUUCGCCGAGCGGUGCCGCCUCACCAUGUCCCUGAAGGACUGUCGGAGACGACACACCGUGGUCCUGCCCAAGGACGCCCUGGAGCUUCGGAACCUCUUCGUUGAGGCGGAGCACUUCGGGCUGCCCGAGCUGAGCUCCAGGAUCUUGGCCAAGCAGAAGGUGGCGCAGAUCCUCAGCACGCUCUCGGGCGCGGCAGGGAACCCCUUCGACGUGGCGGCGCGGCUGGUGUCCACGGCGCGGAACCUGGCGCUGGUGGGGGCCACGACGUUGGCGAGCUCCUUGGCGCUGAUGCAGCAGCUCAGGGACAAGAGCCCCUCGGAAGCGAUAGACACGGUGAAGAACUUCGCGCUGGCGAAGCAGUGA
Messenger RNA from Effrenium voratum, 693 nucleotides. The record is from the annotation of a GenBank genome assembly. NCBI's taxonomy places the organism in Eukaryota, Dinophyceae, Suessiales, Symbiodiniaceae.